GUGAAAAUGGAAAGUAAAGAUUCAAAACUAAUAAAGAAAACGGGCAGGAAAACCCCUAAGUACUGUUGUAUUUGUAAAGGAAUUUACAGAGGAAAGGUUAUUGAUGGGAGAAAAGUGUCAUUGCACCGUUUUCCUCAGAACAAACGUUUAAAACGUGUGUGGGUGCAGCGAUGUAAAACGGUCAUGAGAUCGUUCCAGUGGAAUGAACACAGACGAUUGUGUAGUGAGCAUUUUGUUGGCUUCAGAGGACCUUCAUUCCAGCAUACACUUCCAUCUAUGUUUCCAACUGAGACUGGUGCUACCAAAACCUUCCAGCCAACGCUCCUUGAUGAAGACGUAGGUGAUGAUGAUGAUGGUGAUACGGUCAAUGACGAUUUAGACCUAGAACUGUCAAAUGAUGAUAGUAUACAGCCACAACUGUCAUUUGUAUCCCCUUCCGGGCAUGCCAUUGAUACCUCUGUCCACCUGCAUGAUUACUGCAUGGGACCAGUACUACAGCCACAGAAUCAGUCCUUUAGAUGUUGUGACACACAGACUGAGAACAACUGUGCAGUGAUGGAAGUACAAACUGAAGAAAGUUUCCUGGGAAAAACAGCAGACUUCAGUUCACAAACAGAACAUUCUACUAGAGACUUUGGUGUACAAUGUCAGCUACCUAUGCUCACAUAUGAUGACGUAAAAUACAAUGACGAUUUGGUCAGUUUUUACACCGGAAUCCCUAAUCGAGUUGUGUUUGAAGCUUUGUUUGAUGAAAUCAAGGAUGAAGCUGAAGUGCGGACAUCAAGGCGGAAACUUAACUAUAAAGAUUCAGAUGGAGGACGGCCAAGAACUCUAAGUGUUCUGGAUGAAUUUUUCAUGGUGCUGAUGCGCCUACGUCUAGGUCUGUUAUUUGAAGAUCUAGGUACUAGGUUUUGCAUAUCCACUUCACAAUGUAGUGACAUUGUUGAAAGAUGGAUCAACUAUUUACAUGUACAAUUAUCCUUUCUUGUUCAAUGGCCAUCUCGUGAGGUAGUGAAAAAUAACAUGCCUGAACAAUUUAAAGAGAAAUAUUCUAACACUAGAAUUAUUAUCGACUGCACUGAAAUUUACAGUGAAACAUCCAGUUCUCUUUCUUUGAAAAGUUUAAUGUACAGUGAUUACAAGUCUCACAUGACUCAUAAGAUUUUGGUGGGUAUAAGCCCAAAUGGUGUUGUAACUUUUGUUUCUGACUGUUGGGUGGGCUGUACCAGUGACAAGAAACUCACAGAAAAAUGUGGACUCUUGGACUUGCUUGAAGAAGGAGACGCCAUAAUGGUUGAUAAGGGUUUCACUAUUACAGACCUUACUACUCCAAGAGGCAUUCAUCUCAUUAUUCCACCAUUUAAACAGAAAGGAAAACAAUUCUCUAAACGUGAGGUUCUCCUUACAAAAGAUAUUGCAAGUUUACGAAUACAUGUUGAAAGGCAAAUGGAGAGAAUCAAGAACUUUCGAAUAUUGCAUGGCAAUAUUCCUAUAACACAGUCAAGGAGAAUUUCUAAAGUGUUCAAAAUAUGCACAUAUUUGACAAAUCUAUGGCCACCACUUGUUCAAUAAUAACUCAUGUGUCAAUGAAAGCGUUUGUAUAUAUCAAGCAUUAGAUUUAGGGAUAAAAACUUGUAUACUUCUAACUAGAACAAUGAAAUUACAAUUUUGUUUUAAAAUCAUUUUUUCGAGCAAGUUAUAUGAUAACAUAUGAGAUUACACAUUUGAUUCAGGUUUGACAAA
Messenger RNA from Mya arenaria, 1743 nucleotides. RefSeq lists its product as uncharacterized. Lineage: Eukaryota; Metazoa; Mollusca; Bivalvia; Myida; Myidae. The transcript has 3 exons. The record is from RefSeq and is a predicted model, not a curated record. The coding region runs from base 7 to 1572 and encodes 521 amino acids.